Messenger RNA from Otolemur garnettii (small-eared galago), 2326 nucleotides. It is a transcript of the gene CBS, whose product is annotated as cystathionine-beta-synthase. Gene Ontology annotation, molecular function: cystathionine beta-synthase activity; cysteine synthase activity. The transcript has 16 exons. Gene Ontology annotation, cellular component: cytoplasm. NCBI's taxonomy places the organism in Eukaryota, Metazoa, Chordata, Mammalia, Primates, Galagidae. The coding region runs from base 382 to 2112 and encodes 576 amino acids. The record is from RefSeq and is a predicted model, not a curated record.
CUUCCUGUAGAAAGUGAAAAUUGAAGAGGAUCCAGCCCUGGUCCCUGAAGAUGACGGGGUGGGGGUGGGAGUGCUAUCCAUUCAUUGUCCCCCAGAGCAGAGAGAUCGGGUUGCAGCCAUAUGGGGUCUCUCCCUGGAGAACUCUUACUCUCUUUUCUUCUCUUGUCUGUGUGUGUGCAUUAGCUAUUAUAUAAUGCUUGUGGGUUUUUAAGUUGUGGGUAAAAUGUAUAUAACAUAAUAGUUAUUGUCUUAACCAUUUGUAACUGUACAAUUCAGUGGCAUUAAAUACAUUUACAGUGUUGUUCAACUGCCAUCACUAUCUGUAUCCGAAACAUUCCCAUUGUUCCAACAAAACCUCUGUACCCGUGAAUCAAGCCCAGCAUGCCUUCUGAGAAACCUCGGACAGAAGAGGGGUCUGCAGGGUGCCCCUACCUCUCAGGGGCACACUCUGGGACAGGGAGCCUGGAGAAGGGGCCCUCAGGGGAUUCGGAAGCCAAGGAGCGUCUGUGGCUCCGACCUGAUGCCCCCAGCAGGUGCACCUGGCAGCUGGGCAGGCCAAGCGUGGACUCUCCGCAUCGCCACACCACCCAGACAAAAACUCCAAAAAUCUUGCCAGAUAUUCUGAAAAAAAUUGGAGACACCCCCAUGGUCAGAAUCAACAAGAUUGGAAAGAACUGUGGCCUGAAGUGUGAGCUACUGGCCAAGUGUGAAUUCUUCAACGCGGGCGGGAGUGUGAAGGACCGCAUCAGCCUGCGGAUGGUGGAGGAUGCCGAGCGGGACGGGGUUCUGAAGCCUGGGGACACGAUCAUCGAGCCGACAUCUGGGAACACAGGGAUCGGGCUGGCCCUGGCUGCAGCUGUGAAGGGCUAUCGCUGCAUCAUUGUAAUGCCGGAGAAGAUGAGUGCCGAGAAGGUGGAUGUCCUGCGGGCUCUGGGGGCUGAGAUCGUGAGGACACCCACCAACGCCAGGUUCGACUCCCCCGAGUCACAUGUGGGAGUGGCGUGGCGGCUACGGAAUGAAAUCCCCAAUUCUCACAUACUGGACCAGUACCGCAACGCCAGCAACCCCCUGGCCCACUACGACACCACCGCCGAGGAGAUCCUGCAGCAGUGUGACGGGAAGCUGGACAUGUUGGUGGCCUCAGCAGGCACGGGUGGCACCAUCACAGGCAUUGCCAGAAAGCUGAAGGAGAAGUGUCCCAGCUGCAGGAUCAUUGGCGUGGACCCCGAAGGAUCCAUCCUUGCGGAGCCAGAGGAGCUGAACCAGACAGAGGUGACGGCCUACGAGGUGGAAGGCAUUGGCUACGACUUCAUCCCCACAGUGCUGGACAGGACAGUAGUGGAUAAGUGGUACAAGAGCAGCGAUGAGGAGGCCUUUACCUUUGCCCGCAUGCUGAUCUCACAGGAAGGGCUGCUCUGUGGUGGCAGUGCUGGCAGUGCAAUGGCUGCGGCCGUGAAGGCUGCCCGGGAGCUACAGGAGGGUCAGCGCUGCGUGGUCAUCCUGCCCGACUCAGUGCGGAACUACAUGUCCAAGUUCCUGAGUGACAAGUGGAUGUUGCAGAAGGGCUUCCUGAAGGAGGCAGAUCUGACCGUGAAGAGGCCGUGGUGGUGGCACCUCCGGGUUCAGGAGCUGAGCCUGUCGGCACCACUGACUGUGCUGCCAACAGUCACCUGUGAACACACCAUUGAGAUUCUCCGAGAGAAGGGUUUCGACCAGGCGCCCGUGGUAGACGAAUCAGGGGUGAUCCUGGGCAUGGUGACACUCGGGAACAUGCUGUCAUCCCUGCUGGCUGGGAAGGUGCAGCCCUCAGACCAGGUCCACAAAGUUAUCUACAAGCAAUUCAAGCAGAUCUGCCUGACAGACCCGCUGGGCAAGCUUUCACAUAUCCUGGAGAUGGACCACUUCGCCCUGGUGGUCCAUGAGCAGAUUCAGUUGGGACCAGGCCUGGUCAGGAGUGGGGGGCCUGCAGGUAUGUACGCCCUGUCCACCCCAGCCCUUGGAGGUGGCUCUUGGGCACCGUGUUACCUGCGGCCUGUUCUGCCAGCCAGCUGCAGCCCUGCCCCGGCAGCGUGGUGGAGGGGAUGGCCUGGGUUUCUGGGCUUCCUUAGGUAACACCCUGGGCUCCCUGGCGGCUCCAGCAAGGGGCUGGGCAGCGGCUCAGGCUCAGAACCCCCGCACCUGUAUACCUGAGGCCCUGUUUUCUCCUCGGCAGACCACAGCAACAGCAAGUCCAGCCCACGGUACACGGUGUUCGGGGUCGUCACUGCCAUUGACUUGCUGAACUUUGUGGCCACCCGGGAGCGACACCGGCAGUGAGUGAGGAUGG